CCCACUGCGCCUCCCUCCCGCGCCAUGUCCUCCCCAAACCUCCAGGUACUACGUGAGGGAAAGAUGCGCCACAAGCCGGCACGCAACAAGCGGUUCAAACGGUUCAAGCGUGGCUAUGUGGUGCUGACCACCCAGGCUCUGCAGGUGGCAUCAAAAGCCGGCGGCAAGCUCCGGGCCGUUCUCCCGCUCACUCGCGCUCGCGCUGCCUUCCAUCGAUCGCAUCCGGCGCGAUUCGAACUCGGAUCCGAGAUCGCCGGCGUCAUUCGCGUGGCCGCUUCGGGUCUCCGCCUCUUUGACGUCGGGCGCUCUGCCCGCAACGGCCUUGUGCCCGCUCUCGACAUCCCCCUCUCCAACCUCCAUCGGGUCCACCACGUCGGCUCGUCGCUCUCCAUCCGUUACAUGGCCGCCGACAAUCUCGUUGCUGUCAUAUUCCACGUCGCCUACGCUGUCGGCAAGACCAUUGUCCGCCUCCUUCGCAAGCUGGUCGAGGCCGAACUGGACUCUGCCCGUAAGCCAUUUGCCGUCGCCCUCCAGCCAGAAGGCCCAUUUGACAAGCGCCUCGUCGUCACUUCGACCGGCCUCACCCUCCAGCGCGUCAACACCUCGCGCCUGCUCUCACCGGUCUCAGCUGCCGCCACCAUCCGCGAAGCCCAGCGCCGCCGGACCGCCGCUGACCGUGCCAUCGCCAAGGCGUCCAAGAAGCAGACCCGCUCCUCGCGCAAGCUCCGCAUCCGCAAGCUCCGCAAGUCGUCCAAGUCGCACAAGUCGACCGCAAGCUCGCCAGAUCCGACUCCUGUGCCGCCGAUGCUCUCCGUCACUGCUCCAGACUCGGGCCCGUCGUCAGUCGAGUGGUCCGACGACGACAACGGCGACGGCUCUGGCGCAGACGGCGCGCUAUCGCCGAGCAAAUCGGCGUUUGGCGACUUGUCCGAGCUGUCGUCGGCAGGCGAGGGAUCCGAUGACAAUGACGCCGGUGUCGGCGCCAUUAUUUCCCAUGGCAGGGGCCAGGCCCCGGUCGAGUUCACUGUUCACGAACUUGUCCACGGCGACAACGGCUGGCUGUCCUUGCAAAGCCUGUCGUGGGGCGAGCUGUCGGAAAUUCGGCGCAUUGCCCACGACGGCAUAGCCCUCAUGCUACACUCGGGCACCUCGUAUGUAAUCUACUUUGAAGCGCCCGAGGCGCUCGAUGGCGCGCUUGAUGUUAUCGAGACGGCGUCAGCCGCAUCCUUGACAACGACAGAGGCCUCGGUAGGCCUGCAUCGCUCAAUCGACGACUACUUGGACGCGCUCGCCAUGUCGGCGUCUUUCUCACGGUCGAUGCUCUUCGACUCGGCAGAAGCCAGCUCCGUUCGCGACGAGAGCGACGAGGCAUCGAGCGCCGGCUCGGGCUCGGGCUUUUCAUCCGACGCUCUCUGGGAUGUCUCGGACGACGGCCUUGACCUGCAUUCACUGGCCACUCCGCUCAAGAUAACACAGCGCAAGGCGACGAGGACCGGCGUGAGCUGGGACGAUGUCGGCGCCGCGCUCGACGUCGGUGCGGUAGGCCGAAGCGAUGCACACUUUGAGGCCGUUCCUCACGCCAACGCCGAGCUUGACAGCGGCAGCUGCCCGGCCCUGGCCGAGAUGCCCGCCCACGAGGGCAUUUCUGAUGUGGCGGUACAGCGGCGGCUGUGGAUCCGACGGGUAUUUGACGGGUGGUUUGGUGUCGCCACCUCGCGGCGCGGUGGUGCUCGGGUGGCGGAGGAGCUCGCGUUCUCGGUCCUCUACUCCAAGUACUCGCAGGGCCUCAUCCACGAUCGCAUCUACGAUUUUGGCUACACCGCGGCCUUCUUUAUGCUCUUCCAGAUCAUGGGCUGGUUCCACUUUGGUAUUUCGUGGGCCAUUCUGGGUGCCGGGGCGUGGUUCCUCACCGAGAUGCGCCGGCGGGAGAUCCGGGAGCGCAAGAUGGAGGUCUUUGCCAUGCGCGCCUUCCGCAACCUCGCGUUCGACGAUCCGAUCAUGCAGGCACUGCUCAACAUUCCAAACGCCGUCGACCGCAUCCUCCCGCCGUGGGUCUCGUCGCCACACGUGCACCAAGUCGAGUGGCUCAACAUCAUUGUGGAGAAAAUGUGGCCGUACCUCCAUGUUGCGAUCGAGGACGCGAUCGUCGAAAAGGUGACGCCGCUGUUUGAGAAGCGCCCAUCGGUGGUGAGCGAGGUAGGCUUUGCCUCGUGCGAUUUUGGCACCAUUCCGUUCCUCCUCACCGGGCUCGAGAUCCACGACUCGGAGGCCGAGGAGGUGCUCCUUGACCUCGACUUUCGGUGGGCCGGCAAUCCAGACCUCGCGCUGUGGCUCAAAGCCAAGGGCGUACCGCUCACGGUCCGGUUCACCGACUUUCAGCUGUACGGCACGUUCCGCAUCGGGCUCAAGCCGCUCAUGCAGCAGCUUCCUGGCUUUGGAGCCAUCUCGGUCUCGUUUGCCAAAAAGCCCGUCGUCGACUUUAACCUCUCGGCCGGCGCGGUGAGCGUCACCCACCUGCCGGGCGUAUCGGCCUGGCUCAACAAGUUUAUCCGGCAGCACGUGGUGGCGACCAUGGUCUGGCCGCAGAAGAUCAUCAAGGAGCUGUACUCGACAGUCGAGGUCGAGCGGGCGUUCAUCAACGACUUUGUACCGCGCGGCGCUGUGGUCGUCGUCGUCCACUCGGCGACUAGCUUGCGCAAAGCCGACUUUUUCUCGUCUGACCCGUACGCCUCGAUCUCUAUCGACGGCGUGAACAAGCCGCAGCGGACGCGAGUCAUCAAGCACAAGACCUCACCGGUGUGGGAGGAGCGGCUCGAGUUUGCUGUGCCAGACAUUGCCGGCAAGCGCAUGUACGUCGACAUCUUCGACUCGGACCGCGGCAUCAACUCGGACGACCUGCUCGGGCGCUCAGAGUUUGACAUCUUCUCGCUCACCGCUUAUCAGACGGUCCGGGUUUCAGAGCCGCUACAGCUCGCCAAAAAGGGUUCAGUGACGUACUCGGUGCAGUGGUGCCCGUUCUGGGGCCACCCAGAGUUCCGGCUUCCGCCAGGCGGCGUCGAGCCGAGCGAGAAGUACUCAGGCAUCCUCUUCUGUCACAUCAAAAAGGCGACGGCGCUCGCAUGGGCCUCAUCGCAGCUGUGGGCCGUGGCGUCGGUCGGCCACGAGUCCGAGUCCACCGCCGUCUCGUCCAAGGCCAAUGGCAACAAGCCGGUGUGGGACCACAAGCUGACGCUGCGCGUCGACGACUGGCGGAGCGAUGUCUUGCGCGUUGACCUCUUCCAGAAGACUGGGCGGAAGAAGAAAAAGACGACCGCCACCCCAGCCGGCUCGGUCAAAAUCCAGGUCUCGGCCGUCUCGGCUGGCAUCGAGGGUCACGUCCUCGAGCGCGCCUUUCAACUCGACGAGGUGGCGCAAGGCGCGGUCCAUCUCCGGCUCAUCUUUGUCUCACGCUGGGGCCUCCACGCCUGAGCAUAAAUCUCACAAGCUGCCACCAAUCGCCUACGGUGGGGCUAGG
Messenger RNA from Thecamonas trahens ATCC 50062, 3514 nucleotides. RefSeq names its product plant synaptotagmin. The coding region runs from base 25 to 3468 and encodes 1147 amino acids. Gene Ontology annotation, cellular component: endoplasmic reticulum. NCBI's taxonomy places the organism in Eukaryota, Apusomonadida, Apusomonadidae. Gene Ontology annotation, molecular function: lipid binding. The record is from RefSeq and is a predicted model, not a curated record. The transcript is spliced from 3 exons.